Nymphaea colorata (pocket water lily) is the source of this 471-nucleotide messenger RNA. Its product is annotated as agamous-like MADS-box protein AGL62. Gene Ontology annotation, biological process: positive regulation of transcription by RNA polymerase II. The record is from RefSeq and is a predicted model, not a curated record. Lineage: Eukaryota; Viridiplantae; Streptophyta; Magnoliopsida; Nymphaeales; Nymphaeaceae. The coding region runs from base 1 to 471 and encodes 156 amino acids. The transcript has a single exon. Gene Ontology annotation, molecular function: protein dimerization activity; RNA polymerase II cis-regulatory region sequence-specific DNA binding; DNA-binding transcription factor activity, RNA polymerase II-specific.
AUGGAGAAGAAGAAUGAAAGGAACAAUAAUGGUGGGUGCAUCAGCAAAUCAAGAAUGGGGAGGCAGAAGAUAGAGAUAAAGAAGAUAAUCAACGAGGAGGCUCGUCAGGUCUGCUUCUCAAAGCGACGAAAUGGGCUCAUCAAGAAGGCCGGAGAGCUCUGCAUUCUCUGUGGUGUUGAGAUUGCCAUCAUCGUCUUCUCUCCCGCCGGCAAGGCCUUCUCCUACGGCGACCCCUCCGUUGAUGCUGUCAUCAACCGCUUCAUCGACCCUUCCUCCCACGUCCCCACCCCUCCCGACGCCCACUAUGCGUCUACCAUUGAUGAGCUCAACCGCCAGAAUGACGAGCUCGUCCAACAGAUCGAAGUCGAGAAGAAGCGCCGUGUCCUGCUACAAAAGCUGCACCGGAGCGAGGGUGCGACUUCUGGGACGCCAACAUGGAGAACUUCUCGCUCGAGCAGCUUGAGGAGUUGA